CGGCGGGGUGCCAAGACCAUGCAACACCGAGCGGAGGCCAGGCCAGAGUCGGGGUCCCUGACACCCGCCCCCGCUACGACCCCUACCCCGGUCUGGGCUGCGGCUGACGGUAACGUUGCAGAACCUCCUGGCAGUCUCCAAGAAUAUUAUUGUGAGCUAUGUAUGGAAAAGUCCCAGGAAAUUAAACCUUUUAUAUUACACAUACUCCAAGAAGUAGAUGAAGAAAUUGGAAAGGGAUUGGAAGGAAUCACAGUAAACAUUGCUGGUAAUAGUCGCUUAAUGAUGGUAGAAAGAAUAACAGGUGAAGAUUUUUGGAUUCUUUGCAGAAUUUUAAAGAAUAAUCCAUAUAUUAAUGGUUUGGAUGUUAGAUAUAACCGGAUAAGUGAUGUUGGUGCAUACUAUGCUGCAAAACUGCUUCAGAAACAACAUAAUCUCAUUUACUUAAACCUUAUGUUUAAUGACAUUGGGCCCGAAGGUGGAGAAGUUAUUGCUAAAGCACUACAUAAGAAUACAACUCUGAAACACCUAAGAAUGACUGGAAACAAGAUCGAAAAUAAAGGUGGAAUGUUUUUUGCUACAAUGCUACAAAUUAAUUCAUCCUUAGAGAAAUUAGAUCUGGGUGACUGUGAUCUGGGAAUGCAAAGUGUGAUAGCAUUUGCUACAGUCCUAACUCAAAACCAAACAAUUAAGGGAUUAAACAUAAACCGACCUAUACUGUAUGGUGAACAGGAAGAGUCCACAGUUCAUCUAGCCCACAUGUUGAAAGAAAAUCAGUGCCUUGUUGAACUACACCUGUCUAAGCAUGAUAUAAAAAAUUCUGGUAUGAAGCACUUAUGUGAUGCACUGUAUCUGAACAGAUGCCUACGCUACCUUGAUAUAAGCUGCAAUAAAAUAACUCAGGAUGGAAUGGCGUGUUUGGCCGAUAUACUGAAAAGCAAUACUACCCUGGAAGUAAUAGAUCUUUCUUUUAACAGAAUAGAAAACGCAGGAGCAAACUAUCUCAGUGACACUCUUGCUGCACACAACAGGACUCUUAAAGCGUUGUCAGUGGUAAGCAACAACAUAGAGGGAGAAGGACUUGUUGCACUUUCACAGUCAGUGAAAAGAAACCCCACAUUCUCUAAUAUCUACAUUUGGGGAAACAAAUUUGAUGAAGCUACAUGUGUGGCAUACUCAGAUUUAAUUCACAUGGGCCAUCUAAAACCUGACAAUACAGAUGUGGAGCCAUUUGUAGUGGAUGGACAUGUGUACCUUGCAGAAGUCUCCAAUGGCCUUAAAAGGCAUUACUACUGGAUACCUGGUUAUGGAGAAGCUUGCAGCCAAUCAUCUAAUGCAGGUUUUAGUCUUGUACCCAUAGGUCAACAUCUAUGAAAAACAAGCUUUAAAAUAAUUUUUACACAUUUGUCUUAUUACUUUCACAGAAAUUAAUAUUUUAUUG
Molecule: messenger RNA, 1438 nt
Organism: Phacochoerus africanus (Common warthog)
Lineage: Eukaryota; Metazoa; Chordata; Mammalia; Artiodactyla; Suidae
Gene: LRRC34
Product: leucine rich repeat containing 34
Exons: 11
Coding region: 19-1371 (450 amino acids)
Molecular function (GO): protein binding
Source: RefSeq, a predicted model, not a curated record